AUGGACUAUUCCAAAUUGAACAAAUCAUAUUCAUUUUCAAGGCCGCAAGUUAUCAGCCCUUUGAGUAGCUCAUCAAUCUCAUAUGUUGCCAAUUUUAAAAAAAACUUAAAAUGCAAGCUACCUUCGUUACAAGCAGCGACCGAAUCAACAACAGAAUCGAUUAUGACAAGAAUAAAAUUAAGAAAAAAUAGAAACCCAGCAUACAAUAUUCCACCUGAAACCGCUGCACUUGUAAUUAAGCAAUAUCUGCUUCCUAUGUUUGAUAAAACGAAGCCUAAAAACUUCCCAGAAUCAAAGUCAAUGCAUGAUGGUCUUAAUAUAUCACUAAAUAAAGAAAAGCUAGAAAAUUUAGACAGCACGUUUGAUAAUACUGUUUAUGGAGAACUAAAGCUUAGCGUAAAACUUGCUAAUGAGUUAGAGCAAGCACGAGAAGACUUAAGAACUGCUAAUGAAAGUGUAAAACUAAUUGAGCAAUCGAAGAUUUUGAUAGAAAAAGAAUUCAACGAGCUUAAAAAUAAAUAUGACGAUCUUUAUAUGAAUUUUGAGCUUCUAAAAUUCCAAACGACGCAGUCAAUUAAAAAUUCGCAAAAAUAUGAGCUUCAGUUAAAGUUGGUAACUCCCCAGCUUGAAGAAUACAAAUUGCAGUGCCAAAAUAAUGAUAAUUUAUCAACCAGGGUAGAUACAGAACAAAGUAAUGCAACCUCAGGCAAAGAUUAUGAAUUUUUCGAUAAUUUUGAUUCUGACUCUAAAGGGAAAGCUCUUGAACUUUCACAUGUAAAUGAUUUGAUCGCAACAGAAAAUCUUGUGAUAGGGGAGCGACUUCGCGGCUUGUAUAAUAGUUUUUCAGAGCUCACUAAAGAAAAAAGCAUGUCGGAACUAUUGCAAAAUCAAUUAUCCAUAGCAGCUAAAAUUGUCAAAACAAUUAGUGAAGAUUAUAAAAGUCAAAUAAAAACAGCUGAAACUUUAUUAUAUGAAAGAAAUGAGCUUAGAGAAGAAAUUAUUGAUAUGGCUAAAAUCACAGAUAAAACACUAAAAGAUCGAGAUAAAAUCCUUGCUAAAUUUAAAGAAAAAAUUAGUUCAUUUAACACAAAUUUAAAAAACGCUGUUGAAGAAAAAGAUAAAUAUAAACUCAAAUUCCAAGACUCUGAUUGCAAGCUUGUCCUUCUAUCUGAAGAAUAUGAAAGAUUGAGAUUAAAAUUGAAAAAAUACAAUGCAAAGAAUCAUGAUACAGAUGAAACUGAAGAAAAACUAUGCAAUAAAUGCAAAAAAGUGUAUAUGGAAAAAGAUAAUUUUAAUUGAUCAUGCAAAAACCACAUAAGCUUAUAUUCUGGAGAAAUCUGGUGAUGCUGCGGCCAAACUGGGGUUCAAGCUCCAGGCUGCCAACUCUCAAAGCAUGUUUCUAAAUCAGACGAAGAAGAAAAAGUUAUGCAGCGAGAAAUAAGCAGGAUCAAAAGCUCAGUCACUUGCCCCGUAACUUUAACAUAGUGCUGCAAUGGUAUCGGACACUCUUUUUCGGAAUGCCCCAAAGACCCAAAUAUAAAAACAGUAGAAGAGGUUGAUGAGGAAAUCGAUAGGCUUUUGCAAAUCAAAAACGACAAAAAAGCUCUUCAAGGCAGAGGAUUUGACCUUAGCCAUCAGGUAAAACAAAUGCUAAAAAACAAGCUAGGAGACAGCGCGAAAUCUUUGAAUUCAUUAUCGAGUGAUAGAAAGGAAAGGCUGAUGCUAGGCAAAGGAAACGGCGAUUCAACUUUCUUCGCUGAUAUUAUUGAUAUCAAAAAGAGUGUGGGAUUUAGCAAAGAUACUGUAAGCUUUAUAUAGAAUAUUGUGUAUUCGAUGGUUCUUGAAAAUUCGCUGGUUGCAAGACAAAGGAGGAGAAGUACUGUGAUUGCUGAUAAAAGAAGGCAUAGUGAUUCUAUGCAUGAACUGAGAAAAUCACGAACUGAUGUAAAUAAUAAGCGUGGCCGUGACCGCUCGUUCAUUAAUCAAUUAAUAUAG
Blepharisma stoltei is the source of this 1995-nucleotide messenger RNA. The record is from the annotation of a GenBank genome assembly. Lineage: Eukaryota; Ciliophora; Heterotrichea; Heterotrichida; Blepharismidae.